Messenger RNA from Centruroides sculpturatus (bark scorpion), 687 nucleotides. RefSeq names its product phospholipase A2, membrane associated-like. Gene Ontology annotation, biological process: phospholipid metabolic process; arachidonate secretion; lipid catabolic process. The transcript is spliced from 4 exons. The record is from RefSeq and is a predicted model, not a curated record. Bases 131 to 598 code for a protein of 155 amino acids. NCBI's taxonomy places the organism in Eukaryota, Metazoa, Arthropoda, Arachnida, Scorpiones, Buthidae. Gene Ontology annotation, molecular function: calcium ion binding; A2-type glycerophospholipase activity.
GAGCGAUAGGCGCAAUCCACUUACCCUUUCGAACAGAGUUUAGAUAUCGUGCCAACUUUUUAUUAGAAAACAACUACUCGAAUUUAAAGAUUUUCCAAGGACAAUAAUCCUCACAAGUCAGGUUGGAACAAUGCUAUCCAUUAUAAAAAAUUUCGCUUUAAUGGUGCUUCUUCUGUCCACUUGUCAUCAGAUAUGUGAAUUUCGAAGUUUGGGAAGAAAAGAAAGAAGUCUCAUUGAUCUAGCAGAAAUGGUUAAAAUCACAACUGGAAGAAACGGAACGGAUUUCGUUCCCUAUGGUAAUUGGUGCGGGAUGGGAGGCAGUGGAAAAGCUAUAGAUCCUAUUGAUGAUUGUUGUCGUCGUCACGAUCUCUGUUACAUAGAUAAGCUCGGAAAAGAAUGCAAUUCCAUUUUCAAUCUCUACGUCGCAAAUUAUAAAUGGAUCAACGCAGGAGGAAAAAUUUCUUGCUCAAUUGAAGACACUAAUCCUUGCAAUCGAGCAACAUGUGCCUGUGAUCGAGAAGUAGUAUUUUGUUUAGCUAAAAAUAUCAAGGAAUAUAAAGAAGAGCACAGAUAUGUUAGAUCUGCAUUGAAGACUUGAUGUAAUAAAUUAAUAUUUUGAGAUAUUAAAUAAGCAUAAUCGUUUAAUACAAAAAUAUAUUUUAAAAAAAUUAGAGAAAUAAAUGUUUA